This is a messenger RNA of Choloepus didactylus (southern two-toed sloth), 4958 nucleotides long. RefSeq names its product golgin A1 (gene GOLGA1). Bases 507 to 2810 code for a protein of 767 amino acids. The transcript has 22 exons. Gene Ontology annotation, cellular component: Golgi apparatus. Lineage: Eukaryota; Metazoa; Chordata; Mammalia; Pilosa; Megalonychidae. The record is from RefSeq and is a predicted model, not a curated record.
GCGCGGGCGCCGGGUACGCGAGUAGGCCCCUCUUUCGCCAGGUGGCCUCGGUUUGCCCCCAGAGUGGCCAGGACUGAGUGCCCAAGACCCUGGGCAGGGGGCCCUACCAGGGUGCUGAAAGGGCAGGGGUGGGACUGCCCGAGCCUGGGCGUCUGGAACCUGGGGUUCCGGGAUUCCUCACCGCGAUUUUGGAGAAGUCACUCCGCCUUUCUGGGUCUCAGUUUCCCUGCUGCCAAAUGGGAGAGGCGUUGUGUCCCUGCCUUCUUUGACAGUCCAAGCACUGACGGGUUUGCAGAGAGUGAAGGAGUGGGAUCCAAACUGCUGCGACCGGCCCUGGCCAGGUACUGUAUUGCCAUAAGCCUUUUACACACAUUUAAAUGGGAAUGCAGCUGCCUUCAAUGUGUGGAACUUUUUAGGCACCUGUUACUGUAUCCUGGUUGCUGGCCUUAAGGACUAUUUGGUGGUUCAAGAGCUGGUUCAUAGUGCAGAAUAGCCACCUAGCAAAGAUGUUUGCAAAACUGAAAAAGAAAAUUGCAGAAGAGAGUGCUGUCGUUCAGAAGCCAGGAGGUGCUACUAGGAUCCCACGGUCGGUGAGCAAGGAAUCCGUUGCCUCUCUGGGAGCUGACUCAGGAGAUGACUUUGCUUCUGAUGGAAGCAGCUCCAGAGAAGAUCUUUCAUCCCAGCUUUUAAGAAGAAAUGAACAGAUACGGAAGUUAGAGGCCAAACUUUCUGACUAUGCUGAACAGGUCCGAAACUUGCAGAAGAUAAAAGAGAAGCUUGAAAUUGCAUUAGAAAAACACCAGGAUUCUUCCAUGCGGAAAUUUCAAGAGCAGAAUGAGACAUUCCAAGCCAACAGAGCCAAAAUGGCAGAAGGACUGGCUAUGGCAUUAGCCAGAAAGGACCAGGAAUGGUCAGAAAAGAUGGAUCAGCUUGAAAAGGAUAAAAGGCUUCUGACAGCUCAGUUACAGGAAAUGAAGAACCAGAGUUUGAAUCUUUUCCAAAGAAGAGAUGAAAUAGAUGAAUUAGAGGAGUUUCAGCAGCAGGAACUAAGUAAAGUAAAGCACAUGCUUUUAAAAAAAGAAGAAAGUCUUGGGAAAAUGGAGCAAGAGUUGGAGGCACGAACAAGAGAACUUAGUCUCACCCAGGAGGAGUUGAUGACCUCCAAUCAGAUGUCAUCAGACUUAAGCCAAAAGCUAGACGAGUUGCAGAGACACUACUCAACGCUGGAAGAGCAGAGAGAUGCUGUGACAGCUUCAAAAACAGAUGCAGAAAAUAAGAUCACAGCCCUGGAAGAAAAGGAACAAGAGCUCCAAGCAUUCAUUCAGAGGCUUUCCCUUGAUUUGAAAAAGGUCACUACUGUAGCUCAAGAGAAAGAAAAACUCAUCACACAUUUGCAGGAGAAGGUCACAUCCUUGGAGAAGAGACUAGAACAAAACUUUUCAGGGGAAGAACAUGUACAAGAACUCCUGAAAGAGAAAACAGUUGCUGAGCAGAAUUUGGAGGAUACCAAACAGCAACUAAUGGCAGACAGAAGGAGCCAGGCCAUGGCCAUUGACAUCCUGGAGACUCGGGUGAAAGAGCUGGAACAGACCCUGCAGGCUUCUGAGGAGAAGUUAAAGCAGAGCAGUGAAGUCAUAGCUGCCCAGGAAGCUCAGAUUCAGGAGCUUUCCAGUGCAAACAGAGAGAGUAGCCAGGCACAGCAGCAGGUCCUUGCUCUGGAGCAGCAGUGCAGACAGCGCGUCCACUCACUGGAGUCCCAGAUUACUGCCCUAGAAAGAGCUAGGGAGGCUGACAAGACAGCUAUGGCGCAUGAGAUGAGAGAGCUGGAACAAGAAAAUGCAGAUCUUAAAGAAAGUAGGAGUGAAUGUGAACAUUCUUUGCAACAUCACCAACUUGAACUAAAGAAGCUAAAGGAAGAAUGGGGCCAAAGAGAAAUUGUGAGUGUGGCAAUGGCCCAAGCCCUGGAGGAGGUGCGGAAGCAAAGAGAAGACUACCAGCAACAGGCUGCUCACCUGACAGCAGUAAUAGAUAAGAAGGAACAGAGUCUGCAGGAAAAAACUGAAGUUAUUCUCCAGAAAGAGCAGGAGAUUUUCCAACUGAAGAAAGGUCAUGACUCUGCCCUGCUGCAAAUGCACCAGCUGCAGGGUGAGCUGGAGGCCUUGAGGAGUCUGAGGACAGAGGAGUCUGAGGCAGCCACUGCACGAGAAGACCUGCUGAGGCUGCCGGGCCAGGAGCAGGGAUUGGCACUCUCGGUCAGCCAGCUUCAUGUAACGUUGAAGGCCACGAAGGACCCCGUGUACCAACUUCCGGCUGCAGAGGGAACACCAAAUGGUGAGGUUAGGGCCAUGGAUCUAGGGCAGCUACAGAAGGAAAAACAGAACCUGGAGCAGCAACUUAUAGAGAAAAACAAGACCAUAAAGCAGAUGCAACAGAGGAUGCUGGAACUCAAAAAGACUCUGCAGAAGGAACUGAAAAUUAGACCUGAAAAUGAGCUUUUUGAAGUAAGGGAGAAGCCCGGCCCUGAGAUGCCAAGCACAGCCCCAUCUGUGACGAAUAAUGCAGACUUGACUGAUGCACGUGAGAUCAACUUCGAGUACCUUAAACAUGUUGUUUUAAAAUUCAUGUCCUGUCGAGAAUCCGAGGCUUUUCAUCUUAUAAAGGCUGUUUCAGUGUUGCUGAACUUUUCACAAGAGGAAGAGAACAUGCUCAAAGAAACCCUGGAGUAUAAGAUGUCAUGGUUUGGGUCCAAGCCAGCUCCCAAGGGCAGCAUCCGGCCAUCUAUCUCAAACCCUCGGAUACCAUGGUCCUAGAGGAAACUACCCAAGGAUGGAGCUCCAUGGAUUGACACUUUUUCUGUGAAAAGAACUGACACCAGUCUGGGUGGGUUUUUAAUCACUGUAACUGCAGUAUUUUGUACAAGUGACUAAACAUUGUUUACAAAACUUUAAGACCCACUUCCCUGCAGACUGACAUGAACCUCAGGAGGUAGCUGAUCCUGUCUAUCUAGUUACCAAAUGGGAGGGUCCCCAGCACUACCCAGAUCUCCACAGUGCUGCUAAAAUCUCAGCUCUGGCCAGCACCCUGUUUGCACCUGAAUACUCUGACUUUUGGUGUUAGCACUUAAAGCUGAAGCUGUCAGCUCUGUCAGAGGAAGCAACUGAUUCAUCAUGUAGUGAUGGUGCUGGAGUUAAGAUAGCCCUUUGUCCUGAUGCCCAGCAGGCAAACCCACGUGCUUCUGCUACAGCCAACCAGCCCUGUAGGGGUGUUCCUUUAAAAAUUUCCCUCCCGUUAGCAUGUUUGGGUUCAGAUGAGUUAGAAGAGGCUGCUUAACCAUUCCUCUCAAGAAAACUUUAUUUCACCUUCUCAAACCACCUAGAACUUUAAGAUGUGUACAUCUUUAAGCUACUUUGGGGCCAGAGUGGAUUAAUGAAUAUGCAACUUUCUGACAGUAUCUCAUUUUAAAGAAAACUAGCAAUUAUAUAAAAAAGAUCAUUAAGCAUAGUACCAAAUACACUCAAUUGCCUUUUUAAUGAAUGUUCUUGGAUAGGUUGCUGGUAAACCAUUUUAAACUAUUUUUUAUAGCUAAAGUUCUUCAGUAUUAUAAACCUGUCUUCUGUAUUAUAAAAUCCAUUUAAUUGGUGUUCUUAAAGAGAUUAGCAUCAAGAGGAAAUUAUUUCUUACACUGGGAUUCCUGUCUCUCUGCAGUUUUGCUAGCAGUGUGCAACAUCUGCUUCUCUCUGAAGCAGUGGUGGUUUUAUUUUGCUUUUCCCUUAUUUCUGUGUUGUGCUAACACUGAGCAAAUGCUAAUCACAUUUUUCCUACUGUUAAGGACAGUCUGCUGUAUUCAAAGGAAGCAGCAGCUGUGCCUCACCCCAGAUUGACCAAAACAUUGAAGGCAAUCUCCUUAUAUGUGGGGCCACCUUCUUCCCCAUCCUACCCCCAAAUAUUUAAUAGGACACUACGUUUGUAUGUGGAAUCCAGAUAGCCCCCAGUCGACUGCAGUGCUUGGCAGCUUGCAGGUGACUCUAGUAGUAACUGCUACAAAACUUAACAUAUGUUAUUAUUAAGGAAAAAGGAAUGUGCUUAUGCUGGAUAAGCCACAAUAUCAAAUCUAAAGGGAAACCAGUUAUUGAGUUAUAGUUUGAUGAAAGUUUCACUGGUUUAAUAAAAAAGUGAAUUAAUAAUUGGAGCUCCUAAAUUUAUUGUAAGUUAUCCAAUGAUGUAAAUAUGUUUCCCUAUUAUGCUUAGAGUUUAAAAUAUUAUAUAUAUUUAAUAGAGAAACAAAAAUUUGCAGGGUUAACCUACUAAAUUUUCAUGAACCUAAAAGUACCAAGUAAGAGCAGUGUAACCUUAGUCCCAACACCAGCUCUCUGGCAUCCAAAUGAACCAGUCUCCAGUCUCCUACCUCCUCACGCGGCUCUUCCUUGCAAAUGUCUUCUGUCCCUUGUUUAGAAUGCUAUUUUCCACUUACCUGAUGGGGCCAUGAAACCAGGAAUCCCUUCCGGUUCUGCAAUUUUAAUAACUAUGAGGUAUCUUUUUUUAAAAAAAGUUAGUUAGUUCAAGGCUUGCCAGAGGCAGCUAAAACACUCUCCUGUGGAAGUCCGGGUCCCUUGAGCUGGACUCAACACCACCCAACUCCUCCAGCAGUUUUAGGUGUAGUUGUGGGGCCCAUUGCUAAGUCUGUACUUGCUUAGGGAGGAUUCACUCUGACCGAUUAGGCUUUCCUCCUGCAUGUUCAGUUUCCUUCAGCUUUAAGAGGAAGAGUGGAGUAAAUAUUCUGAGAGUUAAUGCACUUUUACUUGUAUAAAACUUUCUGAUACAGUAUAUAUAGCCCUUUAUAUGAGCAUUGGAUCUUGAUCUCUCCCUCAAUGUUGUAAAUAGGGAUUGUAUUAUAUAAAACUGCUGUAGAAAUUCAUUUGUGGUGCAAUACACUUCUUGAUUAAAGCUCUCCAAUCAGA